Cololabis saira (Pacific saury) is the source of this 1272-nucleotide messenger RNA. RefSeq names its product renalase, FAD-dependent amine oxidase (gene rnls). Gene Ontology annotation, cellular component: extracellular region. The transcript is spliced from 7 exons. Bases 125 to 1177 code for a protein of 350 amino acids. The record is from RefSeq and is a predicted model, not a curated record. Gene Ontology annotation, molecular function: oxidoreductase activity, acting on NAD(P)H. Lineage: Eukaryota; Metazoa; Chordata; Actinopteri; Beloniformes; Belonidae.
CGGGGCUUUAAACGUAGGGAGAGUUUUUGAGCGUCCGUCUGUUUUUUUUCGGUUUUGUAACACAGUUUCGGUCCUUGACUCCCCACUCGGACCCGUCCAGAGCCGGCCCGGGUUCGCUAGAAUAAUGUCCCGGGUGCUGAUCGUGGGAGCGGGGCUGACAGGCAGCCUGUGCGCAUGUCUGCUGCGGCGAGCGCUGCAGAACCAGGUGCACAUCGUGGUGUGGGACAAGGCGCGGGGCGCAGGCGGCAGGAUGUCCACCAGCCGCCCCCCAGAACCCUCGUCCCACUCGGCCGACCUGGGAGCUCAGUACAUCUCGGCCACGGCGGCGUACCACCAGUCCCACCACAGCUUCUACGCAGAGCUGCUGUCUGCAGGUGUCCUGCGGCCGCUGGAGUGUCCCGUCGAGGGCCUGCGACCCCGCGACGGCGGCAAGGACUACAUGACGCCGCUGGGGAUGAGCAGUGUGGUCAAACACUUCCUGUCCGAGUCAGGAGCCGACUUGUUCCUGGAGCAUCACGUGACGGCUCUGUACCGCCGCGGGGCCUCGUGGGAGGUGGAGCGGCAGGCGGGGGGCAGUGAGACCUUCGACGCCGUCGUCCUGACCAUGCCGGUGCCUCAGAUCCUGCAGCUGCAGGGAGACCUGGGAAAGCUGCUGUCCGUCGAGCAGAGGCAGCAGCUGGACGUCGUCUCGUACUCGUCCCGCUUCGCGCUGGCGCUCUUCUUCCCUCCGGACGCCGAGCUGGGCGUGUCCUGGGGCGCCCGCUACGUCAGCGACAGCAGCUGCAUCCGCUACAUCGCCGUGGACGACCGCAAGCGCGGCGCAGGUGCCCCCGGCCGCGGCCCCACCCUCGUGGUCCACACCAGCGUCCCGUUUGGCCUGCAGCACCUGGAGCGGGACAAGGAGGCGGUGCAGCCACUCAUCCUGCAGGAGCUGAGCAGGCUCCUCCCCCAGCUGCCGCAGCCCCUCAGCAUCAAGUGUCACAAGUGGAGGUACUCCCAGGUGCAGACCGCGGUGCCCGACUGCCCGGGUCACAUGACCAUCCUGGACCAGCCGCCGCUCGUCUGCGGCGGCGACGCCUUCUGCCACUCCAACUUCGACGGCUGCGUGGAAUCGGCGCUCAGCGUGCUGGCGGCGCUGGAGGCGGAGCUCCGUGGCCACGCCCCCUCCGGUCAAUAACCGACCAAUGACUGUGAAGCCCAUGUAUUUAUCACCUGAUGUUUGAAGUUUCCACGUUUGAAUAAAUGUUCAAUAAAAAUGUUCAUUUGUGUGAA